Molecule: messenger RNA, 1209 nt
Organism: Porites evermanni
Lineage: Eukaryota; Metazoa; Cnidaria; Anthozoa; Scleractinia; Poritidae
Source: the annotation of a GenBank genome assembly
AUGGCCUGUAUCACUAACACUGUUAAUAAGUCAAGCGAAGCAGAUGACGUUUCCUUCACUCCUGAACCCGAAGCUUUACGAAUAAUCCGCACGGUCUUGUUCAGUUUGAUAGCAGCUCUCGCCUUGAUUGGAAAUUGUGUGGUGUGUCGAGCUGUUUGGAGACACAAAGGAACCAAACCAACAGCACAUUACUUAGUCAGCAACUUGGCUUUUGCUGAAAUUAUCAACAUGGUUUGUGUAGUAUUCACGUUCCACGCAUAUGAACCACCAUGGUCUUGGGAGCUUGGGAGUGCCAUGUGCAAGAUUCUUCCCUCUCUGCAGCUAACAAGUUCUCUUGUUAUUACAGCAUCCCUUACCAUUCUUGCUGUCUAUCGAUGUGUUUUGCUUGUUAAGCCUAUGAUCCCAAAACCAACUCCUAGACAAACGUGCUGUGUUAUACUUAUCUGUUGGGCGGGAUCCAUUGGUCUGUCUUUUCCUGCAGGACAUUUUCGUGUCUUGCAAUCAUGGGGCGACCAAUGCGAGUUUGGCUUCUGCGCGGAAGUGUUUCCAGAAGGAUUCACCCAUUAUUUGAAAGUUUAUUCGAUGGUUCUAUUCGUUAUAAACUUUGCUUUGCCAUUUGUCAUAAUGGUUAUAUCGUAUUCGUUGGUCAGAAAGAAAAUCGGCGAACACAUUAUUGUCAUUCAAAGGAUUCGCAACGAGCAGAGCAACGUGAUGUCAUCUUUGACUCGACAUUCUGUUUGCUCAGAAGACCCACAUGUGAUACAAGCAGGUCAAGCAGGCCAUCUUAAACAAGAGCAAAUCGAGUUGUUAAACAUUACUCAAAACAAGAAUGCAAAGAAGAGCAAUAAUCCUCAGUCUGGAAUGCAGUAUCUUAAUUCUGAAAAAUUAUUACCAAGCAACCAAGUAUCAAACACGACCGAUAAGAAUACCUUAGAACUCGAGAAUGAUAUAAUGAAAUUAGUUUUUGUGUUGGUGAUGAUUUUCGUAGUAUGUUAUAUCCCAUAUCAGGUUCAGUUUCUGUUGCUAGAAUUUAGAGUUAAGGUCUUUUUUUACUGGCCUCCUCGUCACAUUUUUAGGAGGCUUGUAUUUACUUUGACUUGUUUACCAAGUGCCCUUCAUCCUGUCUGUUAUGGUUUAAUGAGCAGAUUUUAUCAUAAAGCGUUUAUGAGGGUGAUAGCUUGUAGAAAUCGUGAAAAUCAAUACGUUUAG